AAUAGUAGAAUUUGAGUUUACGAAAAAAACGUGUGAAAUAUUACUCAAUUAAUUUCCCUCAUCAUAUCGAUUAACAUUCACUUUCUUCGAACUGUUUACCGCAUUUGACAUCAUAAUAAUCGACCCGAACAAAAAGCCAUUACCCUCAUUAGGUAUGUUAUGGACGUAGAAAAAUAAACCAAAAGCGUGUACAUUAUUAAUGAACCAUCAGCAUCGUUCAAGAUCGAUCGGAUACAAUCGAUUUGAAAUUACUUGAUGUAAUAACAAUCCGGCUUUGUAGUAAGGUUACAUCCUUAUUCAGUUGACCAUAGAACGUUAGACCGGACACUCGAUGGGUAUGAGGUGAAUUGUAUUAUUGUUUGUUUGUGAUGGAUAAUCCAGCAUAUCACCCUGAUCCAGCAAAUGAGCAGAACAAGCGGAAUGAGGUGUUUUCAAUUUCCCAUAGAAGUUUUUCUAUACAAAAAAAUGAAGCACAUUCUAAUAGCAGCGAUUACUUAGUACCAGUGAAUUCAAGAGCCAGUCUAUUACGAAAACCGAAACUAUAUAGAACUGCUACCAUAAUAUUAGCUGUGAUCUGUGUUUUUCUCCUGGUCGCUUUAAUUGUGUUAAUAGUCAUUUAUUGCGCUGACAAGCUUAUGCAUCAUUAUUGCACCACUGACGAAUGCCUCAGAUCGGCAACAAAUUUCAAGUACUCCUUGGAUUUAUCUGUUGAUCCUUGCGAAGACUUCUACAGAUACAGUUGCGGACACUGGUCUCAGGAGCAUCCAAAUCAUGGCUGGUUCACUUCUUUUUCGUCAUUUUCAGCUGUCAGUGAGAGGAUACUUUUGGAAUCCUACCAUUUUCUGAUAUCUGAUGAUAAUUCAACAGAACCGGUAGUACAGAGUAGGAUGUUGUACCGUUCGUGUAUGGAUCAAGAGAGCACGGACCAAUUGGGCUUUACCGUUAUCUUCGAUUACUUGGAGAAGGUGGGAUUACCCAAAAUUCCAACACUUCUCUCAUCUUUGCCAGACGAUGAAAAAUCUAAUUAUAAGACGGAUUGGUUGAAGUUGGAAGUUGCCGUGAAGAAGAUAUUUCGGAAAGAUGUCUACUUUGGAUUCAUUGUUGACGUGAAUACCUACAACGUGUCAGCAAACGUCAUGUAUAUCGGUAGUCCGGGAAAUCAGUGUCCUUUACCAAGUCCUUUCCGAAGUACUAAAGUAGAAGAAGAAUUCAAGUUUCUGAAGAAAACUAAGGCAUCGGACACGAAUAGAAAAGAACUCAAGAAUAAAAUAAGGGGAAAAAUUAUAAAAUAUGUGAUCACCCAGUUGAUGAACAAUUCGACCGCUGAGAAACCAUCCGAAGAGCUUUUGGACCAGGCUGCUUUCGUCAUAAAUAAUAUCACAAAUACAAUUAACGAGCUUACCGAUAACUACACAUCAUCUACAUCCGAGCCUGUCAACUAUACUUUCACAAAUCUUCAGCAGGAAAUCGACAAAUUCACCAACGAUAACGUCAACAAGAAUAUGUCGGAUUUUCUUCGGAGAUAUGUCGAACAACUAUUCCAAAAUGUUGAAAAUGUGACGAUAGAUUUUGACAAAGAUCCAAUAAAUCUUGUGGAGGAAGAAAAGUGGUAUCUUUUUCAUGCUAUGUCUUACUUAUUAGAUACUUCUGACAUAUACCUUGAACUGUAUCUUUGGUGGACCGUCGUUUUUGACAUGAUAUAUAACACAACAACUGAUGUGAUAGAAUAUAUUUCUAAGGAAGCAGAGAUACUUUAUUCUUCGCCGGAGACCAACUCCAGAUCAAGGUCGAUAGAGUGUGUGGAACUAGUAAAUUCUUUUAUGGGAUUGGCAGUUACAUAUGGAAUUGCUGAUAGAACUUUCGCGAACAGCAGUGGAUUAAAGGUCAAGAAUAUGUUGGAUGAUAUAAGAGAAGCAUUCCAAGAGAGCGUAGAACAUCUAACUUGGAUGGAUGAAGAGACAAAAAUGGCCACCCUUGAAAAAUCGAAUAAUAUGUACAGCUUUAUUGGUUUUCCAAGCUGGCUUUUUGAAGAGGGAAAAUUAGAAGAGUAUUACAAGGAUUUGGAAAUGGAGGAAGACACAUUUCUUCAAAAUAUGAUGAGACUUAUCCAAAGAGAAAUGCCGAAAAAUCUAGCGAAGUUGAGAGUUAUAAAUGAAAAAGAGUUUUCUGUUAAUCCUACAGAGGUCAAUGCUUAUAAUUCCUUCGCAGAUAAUUCGAUAAUUGUUCCACUCGCAUUCUUGACGUAUCCAAUGUACCAUUUGGGAUUAGAAGUACUCAAUUAUGGUUCCAUUGGGAGUGUACUUGGGCAUGAACUGACUCACGGUUUCGAUAAUAAUGGGAGAAAGCACGAUAAAUAUGGCAAUUUCAAACAGUGGUGGUCGAAUGAAACUAUUGAAACAUUUGAAAUGAAAACGGAAUGCUUCAUUGAGCAAUAUGACAACUUAACCAUUCCUGGAGUGGAUGGAGUGGUUUCAGGAAAGAGAACUCUUGGAGAAAACAUAGCUGAUAAUGGAGGUUUGAACAAUGCCCUAAUUGCUUACAAGAAUUAUAGGAAACGUUCUGGUUAUGAACUCAAACUGCCAGGUUUCGAUAACUAUACACAUAACCAAUUAUUUUUCAUAGCAUUUGCGAGUAUAUGGUGCGAGAGUGCUGUAGCGUCUGAUAUAGAGACGCAGCUUGAAACAGACGUACACUGUCCUAAUUCUGUUAGAGUAAAUAUGGCUGUGAGCAAUUCCAUAGACUUUGCGGAGGCUUUUCAUUGCCGCCCCGGAACAAAAAUGAACCCAGUCGAUAAGUGUAAGAUUUGGUGACUGAUAAAACAUAUCUACAAACAAUAUAAUUUAUUGGCUUUCAUAGACUCUAAUAAAAAGUAAGCAUAGAAAACAAUUUGUGAUGACUUAGAAAACUCCAGUGUGAUAAAAUGUGUGAUUUGUUGAAAUAAUAUUAAUAAAAUUUUA
Coccinella septempunctata (seven-spotted ladybird) is the source of this 2957-nucleotide messenger RNA. Its product is annotated as endothelin-converting enzyme homolog. The record is from RefSeq and is a predicted model, not a curated record. Gene Ontology annotation, molecular function: metalloendopeptidase activity. Gene Ontology annotation, biological process: protein processing. The transcript has 15 exons. Bases 369 to 2810 code for a protein of 813 amino acids. Gene Ontology annotation, cellular component: plasma membrane. NCBI's taxonomy places the organism in Eukaryota, Metazoa, Arthropoda, Insecta, Coleoptera, Coccinellidae.